AUGUCAGCUUCUGAAAUGACCACUCGCAAUUUGGACCAAACAGACAUAAACGACCAAACGAAAACAGUCACCGAAGGAGAUAUAUUGGAAGAAAUCCAUAACGAAAGCAACGUAUCUAAGAGAGAACACAUCGAAGAAAAGAUGAAUAACGUUAUUAACUCUGAAUCAAACAUUGAGAAAAAUGGAAAACAAGAUGGAUGCACAACCUCUACAACUGAAAUCAAGAAGCAAGAUGACAAAGAUGAUGUAGCUAGCGAGGAGGAUGUUUCUAAAGCCUUCUCAUUUACUAUCACAAUUCUGAUUGUUACAGUUACCAUUAUGAUUAGCUACAUUCUGUUCCUGUGUCUUUAUAUAAUUGCCAAAGUUUUACGUCGAUUAAAAGUUGCCACAACAAUUACAGGGAAUCAGAGAGAGAUGAAAUCAUGUCACAGGGAGCAGACAGAAACGUCUAUGGUGCAAGAUACUAUUGAUGAUGGUGACAAUUCCUCGGAAAGAGGUCAAAAGUCGGGAAGUAAAGGAAAUGUCAAAGAAAGCAAAAAUACAGGGGAGACAGAAAAAAUGGAUUCAGCUUAUGGUAUCACAAAUCGAGAAGUUAAAGAUAACAGAAAUAUUUCAGAUGAGAAAGCUGAACAGAAAAAUACAUGUAACUCCACCUCUCGGGCGGGAAAUAGGACACUCUCAGCUCUCACUGUCGAAAAUGGCGACGUGGAUGAAAAGGAUAAUGGAAUCAGCGGUGAACAAAAAACGAAAACAUUAGUAAAGAAAACUGACCCAUGGAGACCACGCUGUAUCUACCGCAACAACUCUACCGGACAAAUCCUUGUCGGGAUGAAGAGAAUUCAAACGAUGUCAAACCAAUCUGCCACAAAAUGGACAGGGAAGGUAACAAGGUAUAACAGCAACGGUCAACGAAUCCAGACCAUCCCUUGCAUGACCAAGAAAAAUAGUCAAGUAGAUUAUAGAACACCGUUCUGCAUCACAGAGAACUGCAACAGGGACAUCAUUGUGUCGGACAUUGAUCUAGGUGCUGUAGUGGUGGUAGACCACUUGGGACAAAAUAGGUUUCCCUACAAAGGACAUCAAUCAGAAUCCCAGCUUUUACCACGGGGUGUUUGUACAGAUGCACUGUCAAACAUUCUAGUGUGUGAUGACAACACUAGUGCUAUACAAAUGAUUGAUAAGGACGGUCAGUUCCUGUCAUUUUUACUUACAAAAGAACAAUUAACAGGCACUCCACACAUCUUGAGCAUUGACAAGAAAACUCAUCUUCUCUGGAUAGGAUCAUUAGAUAACAACGUGCUGUCUGUAUAUAGAUACUUAACCAGAUAUAACUAUGUUAUAAAUGGUGAACUUAAAAACAGACAACAGAGAGGAAAGGGAAGGGAUGAUCAGAAAGACAGACAACCAAUAAGGAGACCUAUUAAAAGACGUUGUAGAAAGACAAGCUUCUGA
Molecule: messenger RNA, 1452 nt
Organism: Saccostrea echinata
Lineage: Eukaryota; Metazoa; Mollusca; Bivalvia; Ostreida; Ostreidae
Exons: 4
Coding region: 1-1452 (483 amino acids)
Source: RefSeq, a predicted model, not a curated record